CGAUGUGUGACCUGGACCUCGAAUCUCGGGAUUAUCAGAUUGGCAACGCUAAGACUCUGCACCACUACUAUAUAUAAAUAUAUCUAUAUACAAGUGUGCACUGUAGAGAAAUCGAAGCAGAGCAGCGCGAGGCGACGACGUGAGUCGAGCGCAGGCUCCAACUAUAUAUAACACAUACGCUUAUACCUUACUAUACACUCCCACGCAGUAACGCACGGACGCGACUAAAAUCUCGCACACACGUGUGCCAGCAAAAAAGUAGAGGCAGCCAGUGUCUCUGGCGACAAAACACACGGCAGUAGGAGCCAGCCAGCCGCGAGCUGCGGUGCAGUGCAUAUCUAUAUACAUACAUAUACGAUCGCGUAUAUAUCGUGCAUGCGAAUCUCCGAUCCGUGGAGCGCGAUGUGAGGAGAAGCGGAGCAACGAACUGCGGGCGUCUCUGGCCCGACGGUGUGUGUUGUUUGCGGGGCGUCCCGAGAGUGGCUUGGACGGAAGAAAAAAACACGUUCCGAGAGCAACAGCUAGUGUGUGUCGUACACUGUACGCAGAGAGAGAGAGAGAGAGAGAGAGAGAGAGAGAGAGAGAGAGAGAGAGAGAGUGAGAGAGAGAGGGAGAAAGGCAAGUAAGCACGCGAGUCUCUCUCCGGGGGGGUCGGCCAGAAAGGCAGCCCCCCAUCGCGGUGUCUAAUGUCAUCGGCGGCGGUGACGACGGCUUCCCGACUCCCCGAGCAGUUCGCGGCGCGCCGUUAUCGGGGAGCUUGCGGCAACGAGAUCACGCUGCAGCAGGUCGCCGCCGGCAAUGGCGCGGUCGAGUACGUGCUGAGGGACGAGAGUCACCGGCGUGGAUACAGCGGCCUCGAGCUCGGACUGCUCUGCCUUGCGCUUGCUCUCUGGACCUACACCGGCUCGCCCGCCUGCGCUGCUCUAGGUCUUCUUGCGCUGGCUGCGAUCUUCAAGAGCGCGCUCUUCUUCGAUAGGACCAAUACGUUGUUACUAGUUGAGUCGGUGGGAGUCCACAUUAUAAAUCGAAAGACUAUUUUCGGUGCAUUAGAAGAAUAUUUACCUUGGAACUCCAUAACCGAUGUUUUCAUAAAUGAAGUCAUAUCAGAGCAAAAGGUUUUGUACUACUUGACGUUUAUUGUAAAGGAAAUCACUGGAAAUGGAGAGGAACGUAUAAGGCUGAUCCCUCUGUUUCCUGAUUUGAAGCCAGAAAGAAAAUGCCUGGAAUACAUGUACGUUCGCUUAGCAGACUCCAUUGGGAAAACAGGGACAAAGAACCAGCAUUAACCGUUCCUGGAUCUUAUUGGUUAUGUCACAAAAAUAAUAUUUACAAAUUCACAUUCAAAUUUCAUAAAACUAUAAGAAAUUUGUCACAUUUCACUUAUAGUAAGGAGUUGAUGAAAAUAAUAAGAAGGGUCAUCAAGUGGCAACCCCGACAAGGACAGCAUUUUAGUACUAAAAAUCUACUUGUAACCUACAAUCAUGCUUCGUGGACGCGCCAGGAUAAGAUGUUCGCGGUGAUGAAAUUUUGCGACAGGCCAGACGCUAACGCAUUUCCUCACGCAUUCAUCCUGACCGUCAAAAUCAUAAACCAGGAAGUAGAGUUGCAGCAAACAGAACAAACCAUGGGCUCCACCGCAGCGAAACCAGAUUCGGAAAAUCCUCCAGAGUGCGUCUCAGACGCCUUCAACGUAACACCGUCAGUGCAGCCAUUAUUGGAAAAUUCGCCAAAAGAGGGGGAGGUUAAUGGAGAUGAGAGUACUCCAAGCAUCGAGUCAACAAACGGCUACAAUAACAAGAAGGAUGAGGACGUUUCUUGGUCGCCACGCACGCGUUUACGUCUCAAACAGUUAGACAGUCAAGGGUCUUUGAAUAUUACGGAAAAAGAAUCUCCAGCGGUAUCUCAAGUGUGCGUCGAAGCGACCAAUGGUACUACACAAAGCCUGAAAAUCCAGGGAGUGGAGCUAGGGGUGGGCGGCGGCAGCAGUAAUAACGGUAGUAUUACAAUGAGAGAUAUGGACUGCAAUUCGCAGAGUGAGCCUUCGGUCAGGUCCGAAAUGCCGAUAACCUUACCGCAACGUUUAGACAUUAGUAAAUCCUGCCUAGACGACGACGAGGAUAGCAAAUCGAGCAGCGGCUCUCAGUCGGAUUCGGCUAGCCUGCCCUAUCAGUACCUCAUCGAGCGGGAUAUAGAAAGAGAGCUGCAGAACUCCAAAAACAACAGUAAGUCGUGUUCCUUCAAAGAGAACGAUUCAACUAGUGCAAACGUGUCAGUGCCCGUAAACACUUGUGAUUCUUCCUUAGACGGCACCGCAGAAAACGACUCAAAGUCUUCAAAAGAUUCUCGAAAAAGUAGUGGCAAACUCAGAUCAAGGCAGGAUUCAAAGGACAGCGAGCCAGCACCGCCGGACGUCGCAAAUUUACGGUCUUCCGAUAUCACCGAUCUGGUGAUGAAAGGUUUGAUGUUCACAAUAAGACAGGAUAAAGACACCGUUACAGUUGUUGAACAAAAGACAAAGCUCGAGGUCGACGAAGUUCUCGAGAAUUCCGAAAAAGUCGAGACGAAAGAGGGUGAUCCGUGCUUGUUGAACUCUAGUUUAUUAUGGCUCGAGAAGAUGAUCACCCGAAUGCAGGAGCCCCCUGCCAGUCUUCCUGAACAGUCGCACAACGGCUUGCCCAACGCUCUCGUCUCCUUCAUAGAUCUCACUCACAGCGCUAAUUUGGAGACGGAAGAAAAACUCAAUGAGGCAGAUACUGCGGAAAAGAAAGAGGUUUGCCAGAACACCGCUGCUCUCGAAACAGCCAACUGCUGGUCUCAAUUUUUCCCUGAUAAAGACAUCUCGGACUCGACUUUCCACAAAAUUGAAAAAGCUCUGGGAGAUUCGAGUAUGUAUCUGAACGAUGAAGAUGGCAUUGACGACAUGGAAUUGAGGCUAGACGACGAGGAAGAAGAGGAUAUCAUUCCCGAAGCGCUUGUGCAUAAUUCACUUUUUGACGGUGCACUCGAUGCUAUGAGUAAAACGCCCUCGUCCAUGGAGGCUUUUGAAGAUCUACUUAUGGAUGAUAUGGAACCGAACGAGGAUGUCAUCGUGGACGAAGUAGUUACAAAGCUUUCAACCAUAAGUCGACCCUCUAGUGCUCUCUCGCUGAACGAAAAUAAUCUGGGAAAGGACUCGCCCAAAUUAUCUAAAAUAAAAGUGAUAUCAAAUCAGAUUAUAACAAACGACCAAAUUCCACCAGCAUUAUUAAAAGCUUUAAAAAGCAAACAACAGUCGCAGUCGCAAAAUGGUAGUGUUAAAUCAAGUAGCGAUGACAGCAGCAGAGACUCUCUUAAAAGUAAUAAUGAAAUCAAUAUAAAACAUAUUGAACCUGUAAUCGAAACUAGUGCUAAUAUAAUCGUGGAAAAUAAUAACGUGACGGAAGUUAAGGAUGUUAAUGAAUUAAGUGUUGAUGCUAAAGUUGAAGUUAUGUUAAAAAAACUCAAAAAGAGUGAUUUCGAAAAUUACAAAACUAGUAAAUCAUCCAGCAGUGUGAGUAAUCAAGAAAUUAGGUCAAAGCCAUCAAGUGCUGUUGAUAUUUCAAAUGAUAAAAGUUCACAUAAAACUACUAGCUCAAAAAAUAGCCAUAAAUCUAAUUCAAAUAUUACUCCAGUAGAUAAUAUCAGAUUAACUCGUUCUAAUUCGAAAUUAAAUACAAAAUCAAACGAACAAUCAACCUCAUCUAUAUCUAACGAGAACACGUUUAAAACUGAAUGUUCAGUAGAAACUAGAGCUCAAAGAACAUCCGAAAAUAGUUCUAGUAAACUGAAUGAAAAUAUAGAAAAUAAACCCUUGUUGCGAAAACGGAAAAGUAGCACUAGUGACCCGUGCGCAACUAAAUUUUUUGAAUCUGUUAACAAGAACGGAAUUGAGAAAAAAGAUGUAAGGAUUAAAGUGUGGAAGCUUAUAAACGACAUUUCAUAUGGAGUCACAGUAAGAGUUGAGCGUUUGGAUAUGAAAAAAAUUCGUAGGUAAUAGGCUAUUGUAGGAAUAGGUUGUGCAUAUAUAAACAAAAAACUUUUCAACGUUUUGUAUUAACAUAAGUUUUAUUAAGAGCUAACUGUAUUAUAGAUUAUUAACAGAAGUUGAAAAGGUAUUUGGUACAAAUCAAAUCAGCCUUAAGUCUGAAUUUUUUAAUAAAUUUUAUUGAUGGCAA
Messenger RNA from Nasonia vitripennis (jewel wasp), 4193 nucleotides. RefSeq lists its product as uncharacterized. The record is from RefSeq and is a predicted model, not a curated record. Lineage: Eukaryota; Metazoa; Arthropoda; Insecta; Hymenoptera; Pteromalidae. Bases 1217 to 4012 code for a protein of 931 amino acids. The transcript is spliced from 6 exons.